This is a messenger RNA of Funneliformis mosseae, 1428 nucleotides long. The record is from the annotation of a GenBank genome assembly. NCBI's taxonomy places the organism in Eukaryota, Fungi, Glomeromycota, Glomeromycetes, Glomerales, Glomeraceae.
AUGGAUUCAAGUUUCAAUGAAAGCUCUCAUAAUUUAAAACAUGAUUUGAUUUUAGAGAACUCGAAUCCGUCAUAUAAUGUAGAUGAUGAAAAAAACGUCUUAUUUAGUCAAGUGAAUGUCAAAGGAUUUGAUAAAUACUCAGAGCUACUUGAAGACGAAAUCAAUGCAUUAGAUAAUUUAGUUGAAAAUAUCCAGGAUCCUCGUAUUGAAAAAUACGAUCAACUUCUUCAGACUCAUAAAGGAUUGCAAAAAGGAAAUGAGGAAUUGCGAAAAAAUUAUGAAACAUUACAAAAAAAUCAUGAAGAAUUACAAAAAGUUCACGGUGUAUUACAAAAUGAUCACAAAGAAUUACAAGAUAAAUUUCAAUCUUGUAAAAAUGAAAAAGCACAAAUAGCAAAUCAAUUAAAACAAUUAAAAAAAUUAGAAACAAUUAAUACUAAAACCAUUGAUAAUUACAAAAAAAAUGCUGAUUAUUACGAAAAUUAUGUUGAUGAAUUAAAAAAAGCCAAUGUCGACUUGAAAGAACAAGCAUCGAAAUACCAAUCAGCACUUGGAAUUGCAAAGACCUUUCGAUUAGGCGAUGAAGAUAAAAAUAAUUCCGUACAACUUAGAGAUGACAUUUUAAGUUUACAAAAUGCUCUAGAAAUUUACAUAACGAAUUUAAGACCAAACAUAUCAAUUGAUAUAAAAAUGGUAAAUACUCUUUUUACCAAAUAUCAAAGUAAAAUUAAGUUGAAAACAAAAGAUAAUGCUUUUUCUUCUAUUAAAGCUGUCUUACAACGUCAUGUCCUAGAAACAAUUUUCGGUUAUAUAAAAACAUAUUUUGAUCGUACGAGUUCAAUUUUUGAACGGGUGUCAUUUUUUAAUCGUAAAGAUGAUUAUUAUCUUGAAGCACAGUUUGUUAACAAGGCAAAAGAACUUGAUAAGUUAGCAAAUGAAUUCGCAAGUACACGUGAUGGAACUGAUAAUGUAACUUCGGCUGUACCCAUUAAAAUAAGGCAACAAAUUUACGCAGCUUUAGGUACUCGUGGAUUUUCCGACAUUGUGAUUGAUGAAAACAAGCCAAAUGAGCAUAAUUUCAUCAAUUUGCAUAAAGAAAAACUUAACAAAGAAAUGGAUUCUUAUCGAAAGAUAAACGAUCCUGCUAAAGAAAAAGAAAUCAAAAAUAAAACUGCAGAUAUCAUCCGUGAAGUUGUUAGGAUAUUUUUCUUUCGUCUCAAAACCCAAGAACCAAUUGCAGAAUAUGAAUGGAUUAGUCCUAAUGAAGAAUUCGAUUCAAAUAGAAUGACAGAAUCCUCACAUGAAGAUGAUAUAGAAAAUGCAUACGUGGAUUUAUGUAUUUUCCCUCUUAUUUAUAAAAAAUCCAAUUAUUCGUCAAAUUUACAAGUUUAUACUCCUGCAAAAGUCCUAAUUCACUAUAAACAAUAA